Molecule: messenger RNA, 2539 nt
Organism: Naegleria gruberi
Lineage: Eukaryota; Heterolobosea; Eutetramitea; Acrasida; Naegleriidae
Exons: 1
Coding region: 1-1761 (586 amino acids)
Source: RefSeq, a predicted model, not a curated record
AUGUUUAAACAACCCAAAACCAAAUCAUCUUCAUUUUCUCCUUCCAAUUAUUGUGUUCUAUUCAGCGAGGUCAUGGAAGUCGACGAGUCGAGAGAAAACUUCUUCAAAUAUCUGGGAGAGGAAGCACUAUGUGGUGAGUGCGUUGAUUUUUUAAAUGAUUUUUCCAGUUUUUCCCACGAAUUUCAAAAAGUAAAAAAUUUGGUGGGAAAAAAACCUACAACACGUGCUGAUAAUGAGGAAAAUGAGCAUGGUAGUAUUAUUUCAUCAUCGUCAUCAUUGGCAUCAUCAUCGGGUGUAUGUUUGGAAUUAAAUGAUGAAAGCAAAGAUGAAAAUUCUCUUACACUGAUUACUGGUAAUAAGAUGAUUUUGGAAAAGAUUGAAAAUUUGGGUGUAAUGGUCAGUGCUAUUAAAAAGCUAUUUGUGAUGGCUGAUAGAAUGAUUUUUGAGCAUGUUCAAUCUGGAGUAUUGAAUGUUCCUAGUUGGAUUAUUAAGGAAACGAAAAAUUAUUGGACUGUUGGAGUUUUGGAAAAGAUUAGAGAAAUGAUUCUAUUGAGAUCGUCUACCUUGUUGGAAAGUGAUGCUUUUGAAUUGAAUAUAAAUUCAUUAUUGGAGAAUGUGAAUGAGGAUAAUAUUGAUCCUUGGUUCAUGAUCAGAUUAGUGACACCUUCCAAGUUGCUGCUCAGAUUGUAUGAAAAUAUACUCAUUGACUUGAAAUUGGACACUUUUUCAAGAUAUUCCAGAAGUGAAUACUUGUAUCAGUUCUUAGAAAAGAUGGGUGAGACAUUCACAACAAGAAUUGCCAUUCAUGUGGAUGAAUUGAGUGAUGAUUAUUCUUCAAACAGAGUCUCAACAACUAAUUCUUCUUCUGAAAUAAUUGCAAAACCAAAAAAGAUUAGGCUGAGAUCUGACGAUUGGAAUUCAAAUACCUUCUCCAAGGAAUUUAUUUUCAGUUGUUUAUAUUAUGCAGAAGAUUCACCAAGAUGGAAGCAAACAAUACAAGCAAAACAAAAACCAUUCCCUCAGACUUGUUACAUUACUGAAAAUGAUUUUGUUAUGGGCAAAAACUCAACAGGUCAAAAAUGUACAAAAGUAGUUAUGGACAUUCCUUACAAUAGAGAUUUUGUCUAUGCUCUAUAUUCGUCGAGUUUACAGAGAAUUGAAUUGGAUCCAUGGAUGAAAGGCUUUAAUUACUUUGGUAUGACAACGAAUGAGCACUCUAUGACCACAACAGCUUUGGAAGUUAUCUUUUCCUUUGGGCCACUCCAAAAACGAAGUUCCACUAUACUUGCAACAAAUAUCUAUGAUCCAGAUGCUGAUUGUUUCAUGUUCUUCUUCAAAACCAAAGAAUUUGAGGAGUAUCAGAGGACUCCAAACACUGUUCCUUCAGAUGGUUUUAUGGUUUUCCUAUUCUACAAACAUACUGACAACUCAACUAGAUUUGUCAAUGUAUUCUUUGGAGAUUUGAAAUUGCCCUUCUCAAAUGAUUUCACAUUUAAUUUUGCUACAAGUUUUGGACUCAAGAAGAUUAACAAAUUAUUGGAAAAGGUAGCUAAGAAAUAUCUUCCCCAAUACGAGGAAUUUGAACGACUAAAUGGAAUACCAUCUUAUUAUGAUUACAAUAAUCCAGAAGAUUACGUUGAUAGUAUUUUCAAAUUUAAAGAUGAUUUGAAAUUCUAUGAAUCCGUCAAGCAAAACCUUAUUCAUUUUCCAGUGAAAAGUUGGCACAGAGAAUUCUACAAAGAAAUGAAAGAAUCUAGAUGAAUUUAUUGAAACAUCAAAUGGAGAUUAAUCCUGGGAGUGUUUGUAAAUGGAUUUUGCUUCCAUUUUGGAAUGUGUGUUAAAUUGAUUGGAAAUGUGUUGGGUAUACCUGUAGUUUUUGAGUUUAAUUUUGGUUUUUAUUACUCGUCAAUAGAGAAAAUAAAAAAAGUGCCUGACGGUGGAGGGAACUAGCCACUGAGCUACACCGUCAUUGGAGUUUAUUAUCAUUGCUUGUUAGUUAAAUUCAAAAGUGCAUUUUAGAGAUCCAAGCUGACUUCUGAAAUUGCAUCUUGGAUUUCAAUUUGUUGAAUAUUCUUUCUACUGGAUGGAAAGAAAGAGGGAUAAUGCUCUUUAAAGAUAAUGUUUGGGUUUAGCUCCUUUAGUUUAUCCCAACUCAGUACUUUUGAAGCGUUUUGUCCUUUAGCCAAUCUCCUCAUAUCAUCUGAAGUUAGUGGACGAUACUCUACAAUUUUCAAACUUGGAUUCUUUUCAAAAGGAUUGCUUGUGAAAAAUACCUUUGGUAGAAUAAUGUGCUCCAAUGAAGGUAGCUUUACAAUUUUUGUAAAAUAAUCCAAAACCAAUUGAUGCUUUUCAAUGUGAAUAAACGAAAGAUUUGGAGAGUUUUCUGAAAUGAGCUUUUAACAGUAUGUAUAUCAAGUAUAUCAUAAACAGUCAAUCGUUUCAAGUUCUUGAAUGAUUCCAGAGCUUGGUGAAGGAUUUCCAAAUUAGUAACAUAGGAAUCAUAAGGGACAUUAAUAUUUCUAGAAUUUUCAACAAGGAA